This is a messenger RNA of Pipistrellus nathusii (Nathusius's pipistrelle), 993 nucleotides long. Lineage: Eukaryota; Metazoa; Chordata; Mammalia; Chiroptera; Vespertilionidae. The record is from the annotation of a GenBank genome assembly.
AUGGAGCACCUGGGGCCGCACCACCUCCACCCGGGCCACGCGGAGCCCAUCAGCUUCGGCAUCGACCAGAUCCUCAACAGCCCGGACCAGGGCGGCUGCCUGGGGCCGAACUCGCGCCUGCAGGACGGGGACUACGGCCUCGGCUGUUUGGUCGGAGGCGCCUACGCUUACGGCGGCGGCGGCGCGGGACCGGUGGCCGGGGCGGCGGCCGCGAACGCGGGGGCCUACGGCGCGGGCGGCCCGAGCGGCCCCGGGGGCCCGGCGGGCGGCGGGGGCGGCGCCUGCAGCAUGGGCCCGCUGGCCGGCGGCUCCUACAGCGUGAACAUGGCCUUGGCGGGCGGCCCGGCCCCGGGCGGCGGCGGCGGCGGCGGGGCGCUGAGCGCGGCGGGCGUGAUCCGGGUGCCCGCGCACAGACCGCUCGCUGGCGCGGUGGCCCACCCGCAGCCUCUGGCCACCGGCUUGCCCACGGUGCCCUCCGUGCCCGCCGUGCCAGGCGUCAACAACCUCACCGGCCUCACCUUCCCCUGGAUGGAGAGCAACCGCAGAUACACAAAGGACAGGUUCACAGGUCACCCCUAUCAGAACCGGACGCCCCCCAAGAAGAAGAAGCCGCGCACGUCCUUCACGCGCCUGCAGAUCUGCGAGCUGGAGAAGCGCUUCCACCGCCAGAAGUACCUGGCCUCCGCCGAGCGCGCCGCGCUGGCCAAGGCGCUCAAGAUGACGGACGCCCAGGUCAAAACCUGGUUCCAGAACCGCCGCACCAAGUGGAGGCGGCAGACGGCGGAGGAGCGCGAGGCCGAGAGGCAGCAGGCGAACCGCAUCCUCCUGCAGCUGCAGCAGGAGGCCUUCCAGAAGAGCCUGGCGCAGCCGCUGCCCGCCGACCCGCUCUGCGUGCACAACUCCUCGCUCUUCGCCCUGCAGAACCUGCAGCCCUGGUCGGACGACACCACCAAGAUCACCAGCGUCACGUCCGUGGCUUCGGCCUGCGAGUGA